Molecule: messenger RNA, 1276 nt
Organism: Raphanus sativus (radish)
Lineage: Eukaryota; Viridiplantae; Streptophyta; Magnoliopsida; Brassicales; Brassicaceae
Product: peroxidase 67-like
Exons: 3
Coding region: 148-1125 (325 amino acids)
Biological process (GO): response to oxidative stress; hydrogen peroxide catabolic process
Molecular function (GO): peroxidase activity; heme binding
Source: RefSeq, a predicted model, not a curated record
AAACUUAUCUCCGUUGAUAAACAUAAACAAAACAAACAAAAAAUACCUACGUUUUAUGUAAGUAAGCAAACAUCUAUAAAGCCCUCAUUCUCUUGCAUGCUUUUUUGACUCUAACUCCAAAAACAAACAAAGAAGCAAAAAGAGAGAAUGGAGUUAUGCAAUGAGCAGAGAACUAUGUUAAUUGUGGUGUUGAUUGUAAUAAUGUGGAGCUGUUGUUACAGCCACGCCCAGCUGAGCAGUGACUUCUACAAGCAAAGCUGUCCCUCAUUGUUUUAUGUGGUGAGACGCGAGGUGCAGCGAGCGGUGACCAGGGAGCGCCGCAUGGCUGCUUCUCUCCUCCGGUUAUUCUUUCAUGACUGUUUUGUCAAUGGGUGUGACGGAUCAAUAUUGUUGGACGACACUUCCUUAUCUAUGGGAGAGAAAACGGCAGGCCCAAACAAUAACUCUGUGAGGGGAUUUGACGUGGUUGACAAAAUCAAGUCCAGGGUUGAGAGAGUAUGCCCAGGCGUCGUCUCAUGCGCAGACAUUCUUGCUAUCACUGCCCGUGACUCUGUCCUCCUCUUGGACGGGCCAGGUUGGAGCGUCAAACUUGGAAGAAGAGAUUCCACCACGGCGAGCUUCUCAACCGCCAAUUCAGGCGUUAUACCUCCUCCAACAUCUACUCUCAACAACCUCAUCAACCGUUUUAGAGCACAAGGUUUAUCCUCACGCGACAUGGUCGCCCUCUCUGGCGCACACACUAUUGGACAAGCUAGAUGCGUCACUUUUAGAGACCGUAUCUACAACGAAAGCAACAACAUCGAACUUUCUUUCGCCUUGUCUAGACAAAGGAGCUGUUCGGCUGACUCUGGCUCUAGCGACAACAAUGAAGCCACUCUUGAUAUCCACUCUCCUGGAAGGUUUGACAUCAACUACUACAGACAGCUUCUCAACCACAGGGGUCUACUCACUUCGGACCAAGUUCUUUACAGCGGCGGUUCAACUGACUCGCUUGUCGUGUCUUAUAGUCGUAGUCUGAACGCCUUUUACCGCGAUUUUGUGAGGGCUAUGGUUAAGAUGGGCGAUAUCAAACCACUCACUGGAUCCAAUGGUGAGAUCCGUAACAACUGUCGCAGACCCAAUUGAAUCUCUUACGUGUUUUGUGUUAUACUAUUUUUACGUGUUUUCUACGUCACCUGUUUAAAUAUACAUCUACAUUAAUAAAAACAUAAUAUAACAGAGAUCAUGAUAAAAGUUUGUAGCAAUGCAGUUUCAUUUAUGUUUCCGUCUCUUCUCA